Molecule: messenger RNA, 1800 nt
Organism: Aspergillus calidoustus
Lineage: Eukaryota; Fungi; Ascomycota; Eurotiomycetes; Eurotiales; Aspergillaceae
Source: the annotation of a GenBank genome assembly
AUGCCCGAAGAAUCCGCCCAGAGAGUCCUCAAAAAGAGGUCCCGGAAUGGCUGCCGCACCUGCCGCAAGCGCCACCAGAAAUGCGACGAGCGCAAACCGACCUGCUUCAACUGUCGCCUGCGCGGUGUUGAAUGUGGAGGAUAUAAAGUCACAUUGGGUGACUUUACCGCGUAUAGUGGAAUUGAGGGGCAGAUGGUUUCGAGGGUGAGGAGGGAUAGCGAGGGUAGUGGGCUCGAAGGUGACGGCGAGGGUGAUGCAGCGAUGGCGGCGACAGUCGUGGGCACACCGCGGACUGGCUUACUCCCUCAGAGCAAUUUUGACCUGCUGCAGCCACAGUCACAAUCGAGAGCUGUACUUGCACAUCUGGGCGAUUCGCACGAGAUCGAUAGCCUGACGCCCGGAAUCAUGGAGACGGUGGAGAUGGAUCCCGGUCGCUACUUGACUUCCCCGCUCGAUUUCGCUGCGCUAGGGAACUGGUCUUCAGAGGGGUAUCAGGCAGGCGAGGACGACCCAGAGCAACCUGAUGAAGUCCAGGCGCUUGAACUGGCGCUUUUCAACCCGACUCUCGAACCCGUCAUGCAUACCACCCCACGGGAUCCCUUCGACCAGUACCUUUUCACCUACUACAUGGACACACUCUACCUCCGCCUGUACCCAAUAAAACUGGACCAAAACCCGUACCGCGUCGUCUACGGGUCCCUCGCGACAGAGUCCGAGCCCCUUCUCAAAGUCAUCAUGCUCGCCAGUGCAUCGCACCUCGCGAAGCAAGGGAAGCUGCCGGCGUUUGCGAUUCAGCAUUAUCGGACGGCUGUUCAGGACUCGUUUCGUGAUGCGCUUAGUACCAACAAGGAGGAUAGCUGGGUUCUGGGGGCGACGGUGCUGCUGUCGAUUGUCUUGGAUAUCAUCGGCACGAGCAUCGACACCUGGAGUGCAAAGCUCAUCGGCUGUCGCCGGUUGCUGGAAGGUGCGCUGCGCACGUCGGCUGAGCAGCAGCAGGCCCCCGUUGGACUGCAGUGUCUACUCGUGCAGUACAACUGGGCUGUGACGAUGGGCAGGGCGAUGCUCAAGGGGUCAGUCGCAGCGGAUGUGAUUGACGAGUUGAGAUGUAUUGAUGAAGACAGAGACUCUAACCUCAGCCCCACCCUCGACCUGUCCAAACACCAAUCCCACUGGUGGGACGACCUCCCGGACUACGAAAUGCACCUCCUCCUCCGCGAAGCAACCGACUACGCCGUGACGGUCGAUCGUCUGCGCACAGCAAUCACACCCACAGCAAUCACACCCACAGCCACAACUCCACCGGCAUCAACAACAAUCGACUCUCUCCUGCAACUAAUGCCACACAUCGCGGACCUCAUCCGCCGCAUCGAAUCCUGGUCCCCUCCACCCCCCUCCAUCCGCCCCGAAUACUCCGCCUCGAUCACGCACUUCAACUCCGUCUGGCGCGCCGGCAUGCUCUGUUUCGUGUACAGCGAGAUCUACGCGCUGGACGCCCGCGAUCCCCGGAUCCAGGCUUGCGUGGAGACGGCACUCGCGGCGCUGGUCGAAUUGUCCUGGUUGCAGGCGUGCCUGUUUCCGUUUUUCAUGGUUGCGCUUCAUGCCCGCGGGGAUGAUGCGCGGGGGAUUUUUGUCGGGAAGCUGGUUGAGAUGCAUGCGAGGUUGGGGUUUCAGGGGCCGUUGGAUGUUGUAGCUGUUUUGAGGGGUGUGUGGGAGAGGGUUGAUGGUGUUGUAGGCGCGGGGAGAGUGGAGUGGAGGAGUGUUGUUCGGGGGUUGGGGAUGGAGUUGAAUAUCCUGUUGUAG